ACGCUUCUUUCAACAGCAGCAACAGUUAGUCAGACACCUCGGUAGCUUGAUAGACAAAAUAGACGAACCAAUAAAGCUCUUUAGACGCUUUAGUGUUUAUUAGCCACUGGGUUUUAAACACACUUCUGUCGUCUAGUUAGUUAUCCGCUUUAAUGUCAUAUUUGCGGUGUUGUUGUUAUUAUUCAACUAGCGGGCUGGUUCAGUUAACAUUAGCCUAGCUAGCUAACAUCUCCGACCAUGAGUUCACUAAGCUACUCUCCUCCUGCUAAAGAAGAGGAGGUCUGCUGGACGGAGGAAGAGGGUCUCGUCAAAGAGGAGGAGGAAGAAGAAGCUGUUACAGUAAAACGAGAAGUAGAGAGUGAAGCUGUUAUAGUGAAAGAAGAGAAAGACGUUUCAGUGAAAGAAGAAGAAGACGCGUUCAGAGUGAAAGAGGAGGAGGAUGCCAUUUUUGGAGUAAAAGAGGAGGGGGAGAUGACUGUUACAUCGAAAAGGGAGGAGGAGGAAACUGGAUAUCUGGGCCCCGUUUCCCAAAGCUCCCUUAAGGCAUCUAGGCAUGGUUCUAAAGAUGAAGUUAGCCGUGAAAUGCAUUUGGGAAACCGGGGCCUGAUAAACACUAGAGAAGGAUGUGACUAUCGUGGAUCCUCUGGGGAGCCUCAACAACAGCAUGAUGCUGAAGAGACAGAGAAGAGUCUCUCCACAUCAGAACACCUCAAUAAACACCCGCAGAGACCCACAGGGAAGAAACCUCACCGCUGCUCUGACUGUGGGAAGAGAUUCCCCUCUUCAGCUGGCCUUAAAAGACAUCUGAGAAUCCACACGGGAGAGAAACCUAAUAGCUGUGAUCAAUGUGGGAAGAGUUUUAGUGUUACAAGCAGCCUGAAAGCACACCAGAGAACACACACAGGAGAGAAACCUUACAGCUGUUAUCAGUGUGGGAAAAGUUUUACUUCAUCUAGCCACCUGACCAUACACCAGAGAACACACACAGGAGAGAAGCCUUAUAGCUGUGAUCAAUGUGGGAAGAGUUUUACUACAUCUAGCUGUCUGACUAUACACCAGAGAACACACACAGGAGAGAAACCGUAUCACUGCUCUCACUGUGGAAAGAGUUUUGUUAUCUCAGGAAAUUUAACAUCACACCAGAGAACACACACAGGAGAGAAGCCUUAUAGCUGUAAUCAAUGUGGGAAGAAUUUUUCUCACUCAGGCAACCUGAUAGCACACCUGAGAAUACACACUGGAGAUAAACCUCAUUGCUGCUCUGACUGUGGGCAGAGAUUCAUCUUUUUAGCAGAUCUUAAAAUACAUCAGAGAAUCCAUACAGGAGAAAAACCUUACCACUGCUCUGACUGUGGAAAGAGUUUUGUUUCAUCAAAACAUUUAAAAUCACACCAGAAAACACACACAGGAGAGAAGCCUUAUAGCUGUGAUCAAUGUGGGAAGAGUUUUAGUGUUACAAGCAGCCUGAAAACACAUCAGAGGGGACACACAGGAGAGAAACCUUAUAGCUGUGAUCAAUGUGGGAAGAGAUUUGUUACAUCUAGCAGUCUGACUAUGCACCAGAGAAUACACACUGGAGAGAAACCUCAUAGCUGUAGUCAAUGUGACAUGAGAUACUCUGAUAAAAGAUCUCUGAUUAAACACCAGAAAAUACAUGAAGGAGUUGUUUCAUGAUAUCAAUGAAAUGAUGUCACAAUGUAGAAUGUUUUAACAUUGUAGUAGGAGUGUUCUAAUGAUGUCACAAUGUAGAAUGUUUUAACAUUGUAGUAGGAGUGUUCUAAUGAUGUCACAAUGUAGAAUGUUUUAACAUUGUAGUAGGAGUGUUCUAAUGAUGUCACAAUGUAGAAUGUUUUAACAUUGUAGUAGGGGUAUUUUAACGAUGUUCUGUUGAUUUAAGUGUCAUGUGGAUAUGAGCCUCAUCAGGGGAAAAAAAUCCAGGCUCUGUAUUGAAAGAGUAUUAUUUAACCAAAGAAGUGUUGCGUUACACUUACCUCGUUGGCAACCCACUUGAAUUAAAAUGCAUCACUUCAAAAUGUAGCUAGCUGUUGUCUACAAAUUGUCCUCUAACCAGUGAUGUACACAUUAUUCCCAGAUUCCGUGUGGUGUUUGAGCUGUUAGUUUAAUUUUGGAGACAUAUAAUUGAAACCCUCCAAAAUGUAGCUGACUGUCUUCUGCAGGUUGUCCUCUAACCAGUGAGGCAAAAGAUAUCUCCCAUUUUCAGGUGUUUUGUUUAGUUGUGUCAGUUUCAACAGCACGUACAACCUGAUUUCCCCCCUAAUCGAUAUCAGUGAUUUAUUACUACUUGUCAAAACAACAGUGUUUCUGGUGCUUGUGCAGUGAUUGUGAUUGUUUUAAAAAAUACAAGUAAUAUGUGUGGCAGAUGUCUGUGUACAUUUUAUGUUUAGGUUUUCAAUAUAUCUCAAACUGUUUCUGCAUAUUUGGUGAUUGAUAUGGACACAUUAAAACUGUUUUGACAUUG
Molecule: messenger RNA, 2479 nt
Organism: Oncorhynchus kisutch (coho salmon)
Lineage: Eukaryota; Metazoa; Chordata; Actinopteri; Salmoniformes; Salmonidae
Product: zinc finger protein OZF-like
Exons: 2
Coding region: 238-1674 (478 amino acids)
Biological process (GO): regulation of transcription by RNA polymerase II
Cellular component (GO): nucleus
Molecular function (GO): RNA polymerase II cis-regulatory region sequence-specific DNA binding; DNA-binding transcription factor activity, RNA polymerase II-specific
Source: RefSeq, a predicted model, not a curated record